Mercenaria mercenaria is the source of this 5270-nucleotide messenger RNA. Its product is annotated as WASH complex subunit 1-like. The record is from RefSeq and is a predicted model, not a curated record. Gene Ontology annotation, biological process: exocytosis; Arp2/3 complex-mediated actin nucleation; endocytic recycling. Gene Ontology annotation, cellular component: recycling endosome; early endosome; WASH complex. Bases 132 to 1559 code for a protein of 475 amino acids. Lineage: Eukaryota; Metazoa; Mollusca; Bivalvia; Venerida; Veneridae. Gene Ontology annotation, molecular function: alpha-tubulin binding; gamma-tubulin binding. The transcript has 5 exons.
UCGCCACCACAAGCGGAAGUAUGGCAGUAGGCGGAGCGUCGUAUGUUAAUUAGCUACUGACAGAUGUCAGUCACGUCACGCGCCGGCUGACACGUAGUCAUCUCGAGGCUAGCCUUAACAUACUAUACCAAAUGCCAAUUAUGAGCAGCCAGCCAUUUAACAUACCUGGGAUUCCCGAGGAUCUACGUCGUGAUGAAACGAUUCACCAGGUUGUUGAUUCCCUAGAGUACCUGGACAAGAUCGCCAAUGAAAUCUUCACUAGGAUUCACACACGGGUCUCAAAUAACCAGGCCCAUUUGCAGAAAAUAAAUGACAGAGUAAGCCUUGCUGAGGCGAAAAUUAGUAAAAUUAGCGGAAGUAAGAAAGCAACUAAUGUGUUUGCAUCUGCAAAGUAUCCUGCACAAGACACUACAGAAUUUUACGAAACUGUGUUUAAACCAGAUGCUAAGUUGAGAAGUCCAAAGAGACAGAGUUACCAUGUGCAGGAUAAGCAUAAGGUGGUAGAUGAGACAGUUUUAAAAGAUAAGCUCCAGUACUAUCAUGUUAAAGGAGGUAGAAAGAAAAAAUCCGGCGCAGAUCGUGGAGAGGGUCUAGGCGGUUUGCCGAAGGAAAUACCAUCUGUCAGUGCCUUACUACUUUUCAAUACAUCUGAAAAUCCAUACAAGAAAUAUGUUAUAAAGGAUCCGCUAGGUGUGGUCACAAAGACUCGUACAGCUUUAGAAGAGGAGGACUCUGGCAUGGCAGAGGCCCCAAACACAAUCAAAACCAAUGAAGAGUUACAGCGUUUACAAGCAGAUAAUUAUUUCUACGUGCCGGGAAUUGGAGACGUCCCAGAACUAGAUUUGCCAAUUGCACUGCCAAAUCUGUUAGGUGUGGCAGAUGAUAUUACCUUCAGUGCGGACCAAGACAGUUCCAUCGCGCCAACAGUGAUGGGUAGUCACAUGCCAGAACUGCCUACAGUAGUACCAACAUCUGAGCCUCUGCCAGCUGGCCCUGCCACAGAGGGUGGUCCACCACCCCCACCAGCAGGGCCUCCUCCGCCAGAACCACCACCACCACCACCUCCGACUGGUGCACCCCCUCCACCACCACCUCCUCCAGGUCCCCCUCCACCAGAUGCACCACCGCCCCCACCCCCAGGUGGAGCACCUCCUCCGCCGCCGCCUCCUAGUGCUGAUAUUCCAGCAGAAGUCACGGGGGAUGGAGGUCGCUCAAGUUUGAUGGAUGCCAUAAGAAAAGCUGGAGGAAGUAAAGGGGCGGGGCUUAAGAAUGCAAAGGACAAAAGCGAUGAAAGAAAGAAGAAGAAAAAGGAAGAAAAACAGAGCUCCGGUGGUGCUAGUAAAGGGGGCGGAGAUUUAAUGGGUGAUCUAUUUGCUAAGUUGACUAUGAGAAGAAAAGGUAUAUCUGGAUCGGGUAAACCAGGAGAAGGGGGAGGGGGAAGUGAAAAGAGCGAGGGGGUAGGAGGGGCAAUGGACAAAAUUUCUUCAAUGAUUCCAGCACCUCCAAAACCUCCAGAAAGUGAGGCAACAGCCGCAGAUGACGAGGACGAUUGGGAAUAAGUCAUGAAAAAAAUAGACCAAAGUGAUAACUUGUGCAAUAUGUGAUAUACAUGUAUGUUUGUUUUGUAAUAAUACACUCUGACAUCACAUCAGCCUACUUUAAGAAAAGAAGCAGUGCUACCUUAUUUAAUCUACUAUUUUACGUAUAAUGUACAUGUAUGUUCGAAGCAAAAUGUUAAAGGUAUACAGAUCAAGCAGUGUUUGAUUAAUCCCUAAAAACAUUCAGAAUCAUUUGUACACUGCAUGGCAUAAGUGAGACAGUUCAUCUUCUCAUGAAAUUAUUUAACAGGAAGUAUAUCUUUUUUUUUGUGUUUAAAUUAAUUAAAGUAUGCUUUUGCAAUAUAUUAUUACUUAAUUGACACCUGCCGAUUUAUGAAAUACUAGUUUGUAAUGUUGCCUUUUACAUGUAUGCUCAUUUGAAGAGUCAGUGUUGGCCUUUGAUACUAGAGUUUUGAAUUGGUCAAAAUGCUAGAGUUUGUGGUCGGUCAAAAUACUAGAGUUUGGAAUGGUCAAAAUACGAGGGUUGAUUCAUGUUGUAAGCUAAAUCAGUUAUGAUUUCACGCGUAAAUGUUAAUUCCUAGGGCUGAUUCGUUUUAAUAACUCAGACCUUCAAAGUUCACCCAGGACGAUAUGCCACCAUAGGCAAAAACAGCAUUUCUUUGUUAAACAGAAAAAAACAACUAAACAAUGACUAUCGCCAAUGAACGUUAAAAUAGCGCACCAAAUCUCAUGAAAUUAUAAUGAUGUGAAAUUAUGUCGUUUAGCAAUCAAACAUGAAAAGUAAAGUGACAUUCUUGCAGAUUAAAGUCCUCUGUGUAGUGCAAAGGCUUGUCAUUGCUGAAUGAUAAAAAUAUCCUUUUUUGAUGUCAAUGAGGUCAGUGACGUGCAGUGAUCAUCAUUACCAUGCUUUCUGUGCAUGUCGAUAACUCGUUAAGUAAGCAGUAAUUUCUUAUAUUAUUUUUAGAAAAUAUUGUGAAUAGAUCAAGGUACAUGGACAGGAUUUUUUGUUGUUUUCUUUCAUUAAUAUUUUUUUGGCUUCAGUGGCAUUACUUUUGGAUCAACCCUUGUACUUGAAAUUGGUCAGUAUGUCUGCAUUCGUUAAUCAGCACAAAAAAAAGCCUGGAAAUUGAUUUACCAGUAAUCUUAAUUAAGAUAUUGUAAACAUGAAUAUUUUGUUUAACAUAACUCCUAUGAGUAGGCAAUUUUACUUAGAAGUUAGAUCAUGACAUUGCAUGGGAAAACUGUUCUAUGAACUUUUUUUUGGUCAUGUAAUUGUAUUUUCAGUAAGAUAAUAAUAUAUAACAGAUUGUUUAAAGGUCCAUAAACCUCAUAAUUUCUGUGAAAAAAAAACACAGAUCAAAAAUGUGUCCAAAUAGAGAAUAUGCAUAUUUUCUUAGAAAAGCACACUUUUCAAUACUGUGAAAUCAUUUAAAUUCGUUGGCAUGAAAUUUCGCGCAAACGUAAAAAAGGACUGUUUCGCGCGGGCUUUAAUUCGCGCAUUUUCAAUUUAUAAAUGAAAAAAUAAAGUAAAAAAAAACAAUAAUAACACGGUCUUAAAUUCGCGCAUCAGUUCUAGCAUGAAAUAUGCGAAAAUUUGUCCUAUGCGAAUAAAAAUGAUUUCACAGUAUUACACUUGACCUUAUACAGUCAGAACUGUAAUUGACUUUGUCGUCGUUUUUUAAAACUGUUUUUUUCAGUAUCAUUUAGUGACGCUAUUGAAAGACUGGAAAUUCCUGGAUAGCCAUCUUUCAUUUUACCUUAAUGGAAUUUGAUACCAAAUCUUGUUAUAAAAUGAUGGAACAUAUUCAAAUACAUCUAAUCUGGAAUUGCUGGAAGGUUGAAUUAUGGAAAAAUACACAUUCGUUGACAGCGAGUCAAUGUUAAAAAAAAAAAAAAAAAAAAAAAAAGUUUAUUAAAACGUUUAACGUUUUUUUGAACUGGGUCUUUUGUUACAGGGCGGCUGAUUUUCAAAAUGUGUGCCCCCCCCCCCCCCCCCCCAAAUCUGAAAAUGCUUCCUACGUGCCUGUGUCAUAAUUUACAUUUCAACAACAGUUUUAUGGUUAUUUACAGAUGUUUAGUUGUCAGAGAGCACUAUAUACCAUUUCAGCUUGUUUUGAUACACUGUAAAAUCAUUUUAAUUUCAUGAACGUGAAAUUUUGUGGUUGCGACCACAGUGGAUAUUUUAUCAGGAUAUGAAUUCAUGGAUUUUACAUUUUUCAGCAGUAAACAAAUGAAAAUGUUACUUGUUCAUUGGAAUUUUUAAAAUUACAUGGGUUAACUCAAUCAUGAAAUUCAAGAAAAUUAGUCCCCCAUGAAUGGUAAUGAUUUCACAGUGUCGCUGCAUAAUUUCUAUGGUUUCCAUUUAUUUAAGUUAGAAUCUGCGUUUUAGUAUUCUUGGUCUAUUAUUUAGCAUAUUUCUGAAAAAUGACAUAUUACCUAUAGAAGAAGAAAAGCUUAAUUCAAACAUGAUAAAAAAAAUGAUUAACCACCAUCGGUUGGGAAAACACGUAAAACAGCGAACCUGCUAACAACAUCUGUAUAUCUUUGGCAUAUUUUGUAUAUGCUGGAAUGAGGAAUACUUGAGAUGAAAGAGCAGUUUCAAAUUUGGCAAUUUUCAUCAUUUUAAUGAAAUUUGAGCCAUGCCAUUAGAAAACCAACAUAGUGGCUUUGUGACCAGCAUGGAUCCAGACCAGCCUGCGCAUCCGCUCAGUCUGGUCAGGAUCCAUGCUAUUCGUUUUAAAAGAUUAUUGUAAUUAGAGAAACCAAUAGCGACCAGCAUGGAUCCUGACCAGACUGCGCGGAUGCACUGGCUGGUCUGGAUCCAUGCUGGUCGCAAACCCACUAUGUUGGUUUUUUCGUGGCAGGGCUCAUUUAACUUGCUUCAGAAAUAUUUUAUUUUGUUGAUUUGACAACACAUUUUGAGAUAAUCAGAUUUGGCCUCCUUUGUUGAUGAGGAAAUGUAUAUGUAUAUGCAGGGGACACAAAAUGUACAUUUUGUUUUUGUUCGCACAUUCCAGUUGCUUACAUAUAUAUUCAUGCUGUUGAUUUUCAAAAAAAGGCAAAUACCUUAAAAAUACUCGGUUUGGACACAAUUCAGUUGUAUUCAACUUUUGAAACUGAAUUCCAACAUUCAUUUUAUCUGUUGAAAAAGAUAAGAUAAUUUAUAACUCUUAUUUUCAUUCAUAUUUCAUUCGAUUUCAUUGGAAUUUCCCUCUCUGUGAUGUAUCAAUACAUAUGAUAUGAUUUAAUUGAUGAAUAUACAUAAAUAUUUUUGAUCAUUCAAAUAUUGACAUUGUUUAUUAGGCUGAGUACUCACCUGAAAAUAUAUGGUUGUGUUAAAGGCCGAAAACCUCUGAUUUUCAACCCAUUAACCUUUAGCCUACUAAAUUUCUGAAAUGGACUAGUCCAUCAUUCAGUUCAGGCAGCACCAUUUAUUAUUUGAUGGGGGCUGUUGAUUGAAAAUUUACUGACUGAAUAGCGAACAGUGCAGACCAUGCUGACGUGGACGUGCAGGCUGAUCAUGGUUUGCACUGGUCUCAAAGGCAGAAUCACUUGCCGCUAGCAGGCUAGAGGUUAAGGUCUCGAUUGUUUGAAAGAGGAUAUGUUUGUUACUGUGAUAUACAAAUCUAUGGACCUAUGUAUGAAGUUAACUUGUUUACGAUAUGGUAAUUGAAUGAUGUAUAGAUUUUAUUAAAACAAAUCAGAGAUUUA